Messenger RNA from Protopolystoma xenopodis, 618 nucleotides. The record is from the annotation of a GenBank genome assembly. NCBI's taxonomy places the organism in Eukaryota, Metazoa, Platyhelminthes, Monogenea, Polystomatidea, Polystomatidae.
UUGAAUAACUCGGGUCCUGCUAUACUUAACAAUUUACGUCAUGCAGUUCCUGUCACUAUAAAUAUUCCGAGUGAAAAUGGCAUCAUCCGAAUCAACGAUCUCUCCCAACCAGUCGUGUUAACAUGCUUUAUCCGAGGUCAGGCUCGAGAGCUAACUGGUGCUUGGGUUCUACCUUCAGAAGUAGGUCGAGUUAUAGGAAAGACGGAACGAAGCGGCAGGCCAGAGCCGAUUCAGACGGUGACGCGUAAUGGAGACAUUGUAGAUGUUAAACUAACGAUUCUGCAGCCACGUAAAUCGGAUGCUGGGCCAUACUUGUGUCGGUCAGGUGGAAUGGAGAAACAGAUACGCUUAGUGAUAGAAGAUGCUAUCGCCCCAUUAACCCUCUUUGUGACCAGUGAUAAUGGCAUAUCACGAGUGAAGCUCCCUCAUUCACAGCCCGGACCUAGCAUGCCAACCAGGAGAGCACUUUUGUAUCCUGCUUUUAUGCUUGCCAUGCCUUCCCUUUUUCACUUCCUUCACGCUCCUACUUCUGCUCCGCCUUCCUCAUCCUCGGAUCAUUCUUGUCGUCGUCCCUCACACGGGAUAAUAUUGCCUUGGCCACCGGACCGCGGUGCUUAA